Asparagus officinalis (garden asparagus) is the source of this 1817-nucleotide messenger RNA. Its product is annotated as pathogenesis-related protein PR-1-like. Gene Ontology annotation, cellular component: extracellular region. Lineage: Eukaryota; Viridiplantae; Streptophyta; Magnoliopsida; Asparagales; Asparagaceae. The record is from RefSeq and is a predicted model, not a curated record.
GCAGCAAGAUCCUCCACCGAUCACGGCACGACCCGUCGUCGCAACUCUCGCGUCCCUCGGUGGCGCCAGCUAGUCAAUCGACCGAUGUUCCAAGAGAUGAAACCCCGGAGGUCCUGUCACUCCUGUUCUCAAUCGCUGGGUUCGUCAUCAAGUCCAUCCUUUUCCAGCUCAAUUUGCUCAUUUUUUUGCCUCGAAAUCCCUUUCAGAUUGCCGAAGGUUUCCUUUUUGGCGGCGACUGAUCCUUUUAGGACCGCGAACAAGGCUAGAAAUGCUAUGGAGGAGAGAUUCUUGUCAGUUUGGAAUGGUUUGGUUGGGAACCGACAUGAUUUGGGGAAAUUUGUGGGGGAGAUUUGCUCUCGUCUGCUUUUGGUGGGCUUAAGUGAGAUCAAAAUCUACGGGACUAGUAGUACAGAAGAUUUUUGUGGCGUGAUUAGUCGCCAAUUAAUGGCGACUAAGCAUACGUGACUAGUAGUCCCGUAUGUUUUGAAUCGACUGUUUUUUAAAACCGACCUCUUGUUGGCGAAAAAGAUGUCGUUUUUGCUAAAUAAUUAGCAAAACGAUCGGUUUUACUAAUUAUUUAGCAAAAAAGUUUUUUUUAAAAAAAAACUUCAAUAUAAAUUGGUCGGAGUGGAAAAGGGAAAAAGAAAGGUAAGGUAUCAACUUUACGGGUGGAAAAGAAAGAGGAAAGGCAUCUCGUCUCAUUAUUCUUCUGACGUGAUGUGUAUCCAUGUGUUUUAACAAAUUUGCUCCGCAAUCAUCCUAUCUAAAGUCCAAAGGUCUUAAGCUACAACAGCCUUGUUACUCAACAAGAAAAGAAAAGGGGAAAAAAAGUUCAACAAAAGGAAGAAAAUAGUCACCUGUAGUCGAAAAUUCAACCCCACAAGCUGGCACGCGAUUAGAUUCCCCCAGUCAAAUUUAUCAAACCUCCACCAUUCAAGUAUCAAUCAAUCAUUACCCAACAUUAACAGUUCCAAAUUUAACCCUACCAAAUCUAAAGUUGCCAUCAUCAUUAUCGAACAUGGUUGCCACCCGCAAAGCUACAAAUAAUAAUAAUAAUAAUAACUCUCCUCCAACAACCCCAAACUAACUCUUCAUAUAUAAACACACGAACUACACUCAGAUCACAAACUCAAAAAAAAAAAAUAGACGCAAAAUCAAGACGAUGCUCAUCAAGCCUCUCCUCCUCUUACUAUUAUUCGCCCUCACCCUCCCCCAAACGAAUGCGAGACGACGUCCUCCCUCAAAAUCCAACUUGCCGGCCCAAUUUUUGCGCCCGCAUAACGCGAUCCGGGCCUCUAUCGGGCUUCCUCCGUUGUCAUGGGACCCAAGACUAGCCCGUUACGCCCAACAGUACGCGCGAAAGCGCCAGCGGGACUGUGCACUGGCCCAUUCCAACGGCCCAUACGGUGACAUCUUUUGGGGGAGCGGAUCUGGCUGGAGCCCCGCCCAAGCCGUGGCCCAAUGGGCCGAGGAGCGGAGAUGGUACCGUUAUAGGACUAAUUCUUGUGCUCGAGGAGAUGAAUGCGGGCAUUAUACUCAGAUCGUAUGGAGCCGGACUAAGAGGCUUGGAUGUGCGAUGGUUAAUUGUAAAGGGGGAAAAGGGGAGUUUGUUGUUUGUAACUAUGAUCCUCCAGGCAAUUAUGUGGGAGAGAAACCAUACUGAUGAGAAAAUAUUUUUGUUAAAUGAGCUAUCAAGAGAUUGAGCGAGCCUGAGUUUUCAUCCAGAAUUCUCCCGGUGAUGUACAUGUUAUGGCUAUUUUAAUAUAAAACACCAAAUUGUGAUUAUAAAAUGAUUAAACAUCGGAUUCGUUUUUUAA